AAGACUGGACUAGGGUUUCAUCGUUUAGCUUCUUAAAAAGGUUGGUCGCCUCUUCUUCGUACUUUUUGCCUCGCUGAGCAGCUGCGAAUCUCACGACUUCAAAAUGCCGUCGCACAAGUCGUUUAUGAUCAAGAAGAAGCUGGCGAAAAAGAUGAGACAGAACAGGCCUAUUCCUCACUGGAUUCGUCUUCGUACCGACAACACCAUCAGGUACAAUGCCAAGCGCAGGCACUGGCGUAGAACCAAGCUCGGAUUCUAAGUGUUGAGCCUUCUAAAAGAGUCUUCUUUAUCUGUUUGGUUUAGCAUUUCCUCAAGUUUUUAAGUUAUGACAUUUUCAUAUUUCUGUAAGACUUUUACUCUAUUAUGAUUGAUGUUACCAACUUUUCUUCCUAUUAAGAGUUUUUUCUGAACA
Molecule: messenger RNA, 412 nt
Organism: Arabidopsis lyrata subsp. lyrata
Lineage: Eukaryota; Viridiplantae; Streptophyta; Magnoliopsida; Brassicales; Brassicaceae
Product: 60S ribosomal protein L39-1
Exons: 3
Coding region: 104-259 (51 amino acids)
Biological process (GO): translation
Cellular component (GO): cytosolic large ribosomal subunit; ribosome
Molecular function (GO): structural constituent of ribosome
Source: RefSeq, a predicted model, not a curated record